This is a messenger RNA of Darwinula stevensoni, 414 nucleotides long. The record is from the annotation of a GenBank genome assembly. Lineage: Eukaryota; Metazoa; Arthropoda; Ostracoda; Podocopida; Darwinulidae.
AUGGACUCGGAAAAACUUGAAGAAAGCUCAUUGGCGUCAGCUGAUGAGACGGCCGAACCUCUCGACCGGCAUCGCAUGGCAGCUUUGGUCCACGCUUGGAAGACCUUGACCUUGAAAGUCCUUGGAUCGAGAGUCAGGAACGUCGCUGCAUGCGACCCGCAGUCCACACUGCGCUUCCACCUGGAGUCCUCCUUCAUUCGCCUGCCACUCAAUGGACGCUUCAAUCCGGACGUCCACCCGUCAAUCAAAAAGUGCCUUCCCAGAAUCGCGGCGGCGAUCGCGAUCGUCCUACUCUCCCUCGGUCGAUGCCAGGGCUUCACUCCCACGAACUGCCGGACGCUGGAGGGAGCCGCGGGAUCGAUCUUGUCGUGCAACGCGGACGAGGUCCUCUCCCUUUCCUCACUUUUGCGCUGA